Dioscorea cayenensis subsp. rotundata (Guinea yam) is the source of this 833-nucleotide messenger RNA. Its product is annotated as CEN-like protein 2. NCBI's taxonomy places the organism in Eukaryota, Viridiplantae, Streptophyta, Magnoliopsida, Dioscoreales, Dioscoreaceae. Gene Ontology annotation, biological process: vegetative to reproductive phase transition of meristem; negative regulation of flower development. Gene Ontology annotation, cellular component: nucleus; cytoplasm. The record is from RefSeq and is a predicted model, not a curated record. The coding region runs from base 49 to 573 and encodes 174 amino acids. The transcript is spliced from 4 exons.
CAUAGAGCUAGCUUCUCUCUUUUACAGAAAGGACCAAGAGUUUGAUAUAUGGAAAGGCCCUUUGAUCCACUUAUUGUUGGGAGGGUGGUAGGAGAUGUACUGGAUAACUUCACUCCAACAGUGAGGUUGAUGGUGACCUACAACUCCAACAAGCUGGUUCUUAAUGGCAGGGAGCUCUUGCCUUCUUGGCUUAUCCAUAAGCCAAGGCUUGAGAUCCUUGGUGGUGAUAUGAGAACCUUUUUCACUCUGGUCAUGGUGGAUCCAGAUGUUCCAAACCCAAGUGAUCCAUAUCUUAGAGAACACUUGCACUGGAUGGUAAUGGAUAUUCCAGGAACUACAGAUGCUACAUUUGGAAGGGAGGUGGUGGAGUAUGAAAUACCAAACCCUAAUAUUGGAAUACAUAGAUAUGUAUUUGUGAUCUUCCAACAACGUAGCCGGUUUGUUGAAAUGCCAAGGCAGCCCGAGAGGGAGCGGUUCAAUACACGGCGGUUCGCCGGGGAGAACGGGCUUGGUGCUCCGGUCGCCGCCGUCUUCUUCAAUGCACAGAGGGAAACAGCUGCAAGGAGAAGAUGAUGAUCACCAUCAUCACCACAUGCAAGUACUGAUCAGUCACUAUGGAUGAUGGAUGGUUAAUUAGGGUUUUUUUCUUAAUGCAUGCAUUGUUUUACGUUAUUGUUCUUUAAGUUUUCCAAGUGUUGUGUUUGGUUUGAACUCUGAAGUCUAGUGUUUUAGUAGUAGUAGCUAGUGUUGUUGUUCUUCUUAUUAUAUUAUUAUUAUAUUAUUAUUAUUAUUUUGAUGUGACGAUGCGGUGUUUCAAGUCAUGCACUAAUUGU